Molecule: messenger RNA, 9451 nt
Organism: Anguilla rostrata (American eel)
Lineage: Eukaryota; Metazoa; Chordata; Actinopteri; Anguilliformes; Anguillidae
Product: supervillin-like
Biological process (GO): actin polymerization or depolymerization; actin filament severing; barbed-end actin filament capping
Cellular component (GO): actin cytoskeleton; cytoplasm
Molecular function (GO): actin filament binding; phosphatidylinositol-4,5-bisphosphate binding
Source: RefSeq, a predicted model, not a curated record
AACUUAUCAAACCGGACCCUCCCCCCCCACUCCCCCCCACCACCACCUCAGCCAUGUUACGGAACCCCUGGAUGGCCAGCUACCUGAGCCAGGUCGGGUACUGCGGGACAGGCUUCGGGGUUGAAGCUCCGGUCAAACCCGGAAGCCCGAGGCUCACGCACAAGAGGGGCCUGAGCCUCCAUAAAGAGUUUUCAUUUGAAGAGAAGGACGAAUCGGCUCAGAGCAACAAGGACAUUGAUGACAAUAUUUUGGCUGUCCUACCAAAAGUUUCAGAGUUGAAGAAACGGUUCGAAGGUGUCGUGUCCUGCGAUUUGGAGAUGAACAGGAAGGAGAGGAUCGCUCGCCGUCUGGAGGGGAUCGAGAGCGAGGUCCCGCCCGCCCUGUUGCCGGGCUGCGCGGUGGCCAAUCGGCUGCUGGAGGAGGACACGCCGCGCUACACCCGCGCCUCUGACCCCUGUGACCCCUGCAUCGUUGUCAGGCGGUUCAGCAGGGAGGACUUGGAGGCUCCGGAGCCCUCGGGUUCCGAGCGGCAGUCCAGAGCGCGGAGCCGGGCGGAGCCUCCGCCGGGGCGCGGGGACGCGGGGUCCGCCCCGGGGCCCGUUUCGGGGCCCUCCGGCCCCCAGGGCCUGGACUCCAAGGCCGAGCGGAUCGCGCGGUACAAGGCCGAGCGGCGGCGGCAGCUGGCGGAGCGCUACGGCCUCUCGCUGGAGCAGGAGCCGGAGGCGGAGCCUCCCGCCCGCUACGCCCGCCUCCGCAAGGAGGCCGACGCCCCCGAGAGGCGGAGCCAGGCGGAGCGCCGUCGCAGCCGGGAGCUCCUGGAGGAGGGGGGCGGGGCCGAGCGGGUCUCCCUGGGCGUGGGUCAGGCCGUCAUCCCCGCCAACGCGGACCCCGCCGGCCACGCCCGGGAGCGGGAGAGGGCGCUGAACGCCGAGAACUUCCGGCGGGUGCAGGACCGGGUGGCCCGGGCCAGCGCCCGCGAACACUCCAGCUACAUGGAGGUGGCCACCCCGCCGCCCAAGGGCCCCGCCCCCGGCCCCAGCCCCGCCCGAGACCCCGCCCCCGUCACCGGUGUGCCCAGCUCCCCCAGAGCCGCCCGCCGCUCCUCCCUCCCCUCCCCCCGCUACGGAGUCUCCCCGGGGGACCUGUUCAUCGAGCAGCAGGCCCAGAACAUCCUCAGCAGGCAGGGUAUCCGAGCGAGAGAGAGGCCGGCGAAAGAGGACCUGGCACCGGGACCCCAGCAGGUGCCGGAGCCCCCCUCUUCCAGGAGGCACCCCCAGGUUUGGGCUCCCUACAUGGGGAGCUCCGCCCCCCUAAACGUGGUGUCCCCCCCCGACCCGGGGCCACAGGCCCCCAUCGGCCCGCCCCCCGCCGCCAGACCCGCGCCAACGGGCAUCACGGCGGCGGUACGAGAGAUAGAGCCGCCCAAAAGGAGGAGGAGCCUGGACCCCGCCCACUCCCGCGACCGCGCCCGCAGGCAGACGGAGGGCGUGGUGGUGAUCCGCCAGAGCGGGCCCGCGGCGCCGACCCGCGAAAUCGAGCGCCCCAGGUGGAGGCGGAGCAUGGACCCCACUCGUUACCACACCCACGGCCACGCCCAGGACCGCGCCCAAGACCACACCCACGGCCACGCCCACGGGAGCCGGCCGGAGGGCGUAGUGGUGAUCCGUCCGAGCGACUUCCCCACACCAGCUGGGCCCGUGGCGGUGACUCGCGAAGCUGAGCAACCCAAAUGGAGGCGGAGCAUGGACCCCGCCCAUGGCCACGCCCACGGCGUCCUGCGAGAGGGGGUGGGCGAGCUACGCGAGAGAGACCCCUCGGCACCGGUCGAGCCGGCGAUGGAGCAGGAGGCGGAGCCACCCGACCCAAGUCGCCACGCCGACCCAGACCACGCCCACGGCGGGGGCUGGCGGGAGGGGGAGGGGGAGGCAGAGGGGGAGGGCGGGGUCCGCGAGGAGGGGGAGGGCGGGGUCCGCGAGGAGGGGGAGGGCGGGGUCCGCGCCGAGGGCCUGCUGAAGAGCCGGAAGGCGGUGCUCCCCUCGGAGGUGCGCCGCAGGGAGAGGAGCGUGGACGACGUCCACCGCGGCCGCCACAGCGCCCCCCCCAGGGACGGGCCGGGGGGGGGGCGACGCCGGGGCCCCGACGGCGAGGAGGAUCCGCCCGAGCCCCCGGUCCGCCUCCGCAGGGCGACGGUCUCGCCCGUGGCCCGGAGCGAGGGCGGCGGCGGCGAGGGCGGCGGCGGCGGCGGCGAGCUGUCGCCGGGGCGACACAAGAUCCGCACGCGCUCCAUGUCGGACAUCGGCGUGGUGCGGCGCUCGGCGGUGUUCCGCAGCCUGGAGCGCGCCGCCAGCCGGGAGAGGCUGCAGCCGCCGCCGGGCCGCGAGCCGGGCCUGCCCAACGGCGACGCCGCCGACAUCGGCACCCUGGACACCCGCGUCUCCGUCGCCCAGCUGCGCCACUCCUACCUGGAGAGCGCUAACAGGAAGCCCGAGCUGGAGGUGAGGGGCGAGCCGGCCGGCUUGGAUGGGGAGCCGGGCGGGAGGGGGGAGUGGGAGAGGAGCUCCCGUAGGCCCAGGAUGUACAUCGCCCCCGGCGACGAUCGAAAGACCUGUGAGAGGUUCAGGACUCAGCCAAUCACGUCCGCUGAGCGCCUGGAGACGGAUAGGUCCUGUCUGAGCCCGUCGGACCUGCAGAGCACGGAAGCGGAUGAAGAGAAGCUGGAUGAGAGGGCCAAGCUGAGCGUGGCGGCCAAGAGGUCCCUCUUUCGGGAGCUGGAGAGGAGCACAGAUGGGGGGGUCCCCAAACCCCGCUCCCGAAACGCGGCGGUGGAGAGGCGGCUGAGGCGGGUUCAGGACCGCUCCCACACGCAGCCCGUCACCACACAGGAAGUGGUCAUCGCCGCCACUGCCCCCCCCACCCCGUCCUCACCCCCCACCUCAGCCCGCGUCCCCAGUCCCACAGUAACCAGCAGCGCAGUGACACACUUCAGUCUGCAGGCCUCGUCCCAGAAGGGGUCGGUGGCCCGAGAGUCCUCCCUGGGGAAGGAGGCGGAGGAGACGCGCUCCCUGGGGGCGGGGCCUAGCGAGCAGGGCCCGGAGGAGCCCGACCUCUCCACCCUCAGCCUGGCGGAGAAGAUGGCGCUCUUCAACCGCCUCUCGCAGCCGGCGCCAGGGCGGGGCCAGGACGGCGCCAGGGCCGACGCCCGCCACCGCAGAUCCCACGCCCGCUUCCAGACCCAGCCAAUCACGCUGGGAGAGGUGGAGCAGGACGUAGCCCCAGCACAGCCCGUCCCAUUGGCUAACGGCCCCGUAGCCCAGCCCCAGAGAGACGUUAACAGUGAGAAACUGCAGAACGGAGGCGGGGUUAAGAUGGGGGCGCUGUCCGCCUCCGUGGUCCGAUCCGCCACGACCGGCACGGUCUCUACCGCCCACGCUGGCGAGAUCCACCUGGGCAAGUCCACCGCCGUCGUGUGCCCCCCCCAGCCCCCCAGCCGAGGGAAACGUGACAGAGCUGUCGCCAGGCAACAGGGUCUGAUUGACAUUAGCAUGACGAGCACCGCUGUCGCCGAGCCCCGCCCCCAGCCUCUCACAGAACUCCGCCCCCAGCCUCUCACAGAACUCCGCCCCCAGCCUCUCACAGAACUCCGCCCCAGCCACUCUCAGAGCCCCGCCCCCAGCCUCUCACAGAACUCCGCCCCCAGCCACUUAGAGCCCCGCCCCCAGCCUCUCACAGAGCCCCAACCUCUGCCUCUCUCAGAGCCCCGCCCCCAGCCUCUCAUAGAACUCCGCCCCCAGCCUCUCACAGAACUCCGCCCCCAGCCUGUCACAGAGCCCCGCCCCCAGCCUCUCUCAGAGCCCCACCCCCAGUCUUACAUAGAGCCACAGCAGUCAGAAAUCAGGCAUUAUGGCUCAGUGCCAACCAACCGGAGAUGGGAGGAGGAGAGAAGAGUGAGGGAGGAGGAGGAGAGAAGAACAAGGGAGGAGGAGGAUAGAAGAACAAGGGAGGAGGAGGAGAGAAGAGCAUGGGAGGAGGAGAGGAGAAAGCAGGAGGAAGAGGAGAGAAGAACAAGGGAGGAGGAGAUGAGAAGAAUCAGGGAGGAGGAGGCAAGAAGAGCGUGGGAAGAGGAGAGGAGAAAGCAGGAGGAGGAGGAGAGAAGAACAAGGGAGGAGGAGGUGAGAAGAAUCAGGGAGGAGGAGGCAAGAAGAGCAUGGGAAGAGGAGAGGAGAAAGCAGGAGGAGGAGAGAAGAAUGAGGGAGGAGGCGCAAAGAGCAUGGCAGGAGGAGAGGAGAAAGCAGCAGCAGCAGGAGGAGGAGAGAAGAAUGAGGGAGGAGGCGCAAAGAACGUGGCAGGAGGAGAGGAGAAAGCAGCAGGAGGAGGAGAGAAGAACGAGGGAGGCGGAGGCAAGAAGAACGAGGGAGGAGGAGAGAAAGCAGGAGGAGGAGAGAAGAGUGAGGGAGGAGGAGAGAAGAGCAUGGGAAGAGGAGAGGAGAAAACAGGAGGAGGAGGAGAGAAGAAUGAGGGAGGAGGAGGAGAGAAAAAGAUGGAAGGAGGAAAGAAGAAAGAGGAGGGAGGAAGAGGAAAGGCUCCUCCUCUCUCCGGACGGGGAGAGACAGCAGCUCCAGCCCCUCCCCCCAGAGAGGAGCGGGGAGCGGCGUGCGGUGGCUGACCCCCCCUGGAGGAGGGAGGGGGAGGGCGGGGCUGACCCCCCCUGGAGGAGGGAGGGGGAGGGCGGGGCUGACCCCCCCUGGAGACGCGAGGGAGUGGGCGGGGCUGACCCCCCCUGGAGGAGCGAGGGAGUGGGCGUGGCUGACCCCCCCUGGAGGAGCGAGGGAGUGGGCGUGGCCUACCAGCACCGGCAGGAGCAGAGGAGCUACCUGAGGGAGCUGCACCAGGCCGACGGCGUCUUCAGGGCCAAGCCGGGCAUUGUGGAGCUGCCUGAGCCCACUGCCUCAGCGACGUCCCGGAGUCUCUCCCUGGCUCCGCACGCCAUGCCGCAGCCCCGGAACAGCAGCGGUGACCACGGCGACGGCGACCGCGGCGACGGCGACCGCCCCGAGCCGCCCGCCGCCCCGGACCCCGCCGACGACACGUCCGUCUGCCAGAUGUCCAUCAAAGAACGGCUGGCUCUGCUGAGGAAGAGUGGGGAGGAAGAUUGGAAGAACAGGAUCAACAGGAAACAGGAAGUGGUGAAGGCAGCCUCCACGGAGGGUCAGGCCCCGCUGUGGGAGGUGGAGCAGAGCGUAGUGCGGAAGGAGGAAGCGGUGGUAAUCCGUCAACAUGCGGUGUCUGAGCAGUUCUGGGAACCUGUCUUUGCUUCCACUUACUCUCCUGCUGCUGUUCCCAUUGGUGGUAAAUGUCAGUAUGUUGACCCCUAUAGCCAGAGGACGAGCGAGGAGACGGAGGCCCAGAUGACCGUGGAGGAGAGGAAGCGGCUGAUCUCUGCGCGGGAGGAGGCGUGGCGGGCCAGGGGUCAGGGCGUGGCCAACGACUCCGGCCAGUUCACCGUGGCCGGGCGCAUGGUCAAGAAAGGUUUGGCGCCCCCCGCGGUCACCAGCCCCGCCCUUUCUCCCGUCCCGUCCAAAACCAAGAGCACCAGCCCCGCUGUCACCAAGCCCCAGGAAGAAAUUGAAGCAAAGCCAGAUCUGAACUUGGAAUCCGACAAGAAGUUGGACAAUUUGGAAUCGUUCCUGGACCGAUUGAACAGUAAAGUGUCUGUGAGUCAGGAGACGACGGUGACGGUGACCGAGAAGGCGGUGAAGGAGGUGAUGAAGCUGGACGACGAAGUCUUCUCCAAGUUCUACCGGCACGCCACGGCCGAGCUCCCCGAGGUCACCGGGAGGGUGGAGAUCGACGACGACUUCGACGCCAUCUUUGGUCCUCAGGCGCCCAAGCUGGUCUCGGCCGUGGUGCAGCACAAGCGGGCCGUGCGCCCGCUCCGGAACGUUCCGUGCUCCCGGAACCCGCUGAAGACCCUGGCGGCCCGGGAGGACAUCCGGCAGGAGUACACCGAGCAGCGGCUCAACGUGGCCGCGCUGGAGUCCAGGAGGAUCAGCACCGAGAAGAUGACCAAGAGCUCGAGCUACUCGGAGGUGGCCCUGGCCGGCCUGGCCAGCAAAGAGAACUUCAGCAGCGUUAGCCUGCGCAGCGUUAGCGUCUCUGAGCAGACCAGCAACAACAGCGCCCUGCCCUACAAGAGCGUCAUGCUCAUGCAGGUCAAAGGCCGGAGGCAUGUCCAGACUAGGCUAGUCGAACCCAGAGCCUCGUCCCUGAACAGCGGAGACAGCUUCCUGCUGGUCACACCGCAGAGCUGCUUCAUCUGGAACGGGGAAUUCGCCAAUGUCAUCGAGAGGGCCAAGGCCUCGGAGCUCGCCGCGUUCAUCCAGACGAAGCGGGAUCUGGGCUGCAAGGCGAGCCAGGUGCAGACCAUCGAGGAGGGCACGGAUGUCGGCAGUCGGGUGGCCGAGGAGUUCUGGAACGUUCUGGGAGGGCAGACCGGCUAUCAGUCGGCGGGAAAGCCAGAGGAGGACGAGCUGUACGAGAGUGCCGUCGUGGAGACCAACUGCAUCUUCCGCCUGGUGGAGGACAAGCUGGUCCCGGAUGACGACUACUGGGGAAAAGCCCCCCGCAUCGUCCUCCUGGACUCCAAAGAGGUCCUGGUGUUUGACUUUGGCAGCGAGGUGUACGUCUGGCACGGGAAGGACGUGACCCUGGCGCAGAGGAAGGUGGCCUUCCAGCUGGCCAAGCACCUGUGGAACGGCACCUUCGACUACACCAACUGCGACAUCAACCCGCUGGACCCGGGGGAGUGCAACCCGCUCAUACCCAGGCAGGGUCAGGGCCGUCCCGACUGGGCCAUUUUUGGGCGGCUGACGGAGCACAACGAGACCACCCUAUUCAAGGAGAAGUUCCUGGACUGGGCCGAGAAGACGACGAGGUCGUCGCCGAAGAACGACAACGAGCAAGUGUGUGAGCAGAGGGAGCAGCCGAGGGGGCCGGACUGCCAGCCCUACAACGCCACGCUGAUGCUGCCGGUGCUGCUGACGCCGGUGGGCAUGGUGCUGGAGGGCGUGGACGUGGGGCGGGGCUACGGCCGGGUGGAGGGGCCGGACCGCCGGCAGCUGGAGAUCGCCACGCUGUCGGUGGACGUCUGGCACAUCCUGGAGUUCGACUACAGCCGGCUGCCCAAGCAGAGCAUCGGCCAGUUCCACGAGGGCGACACCUACGUGGUCAAGUGGAGGCACAUGGUUAGCGCGGCAGUGGGGAAGAGGCAGAACCCGGAGCAGGUGCGCACUGUGGCGGCUGGGCGGGAGAGGUGUGCUUAUUUCUUCUGGCAGGGCCGCAACUCCACGGUGAGCGAGAAGGGCACCUCCGCCCUGAUGACCGUGGAGCUGGACGAGGAGCGGGGAGCGCAGGUCCAGGUGCAGCAGGGGAAGGAACCCCCCUGCUUCCUGCAGUGCUUUAACGGGGGGAUGAUCGUGCACUCUGGAAAACGAGAGGAGGAAGAGGAGAACACGCAGAACGAGUGGCGGCUGUACUGUGUGCGGGGGGAGACUCCGCAGGAGGGCCACCUGCUGGAGGUGGCGUGUCACUGCAGCAGCCUGCGUUCUCGCGGCUCCAUGAUCCUGCUGAGCGUGACCCACGCGGUCAUCUACCUGUGGCACGGCUGCAAGACGCAGGAGCACACGCGCACCGUGGGCCGCACGGCAGCCAAUAAGAUCAAAGAGCAGUGUCCACUGGAGGCGGGACUUCACAGCAGCAGCAAAGUAACCAUUCACGAAUGUGACGAGGGGGCGGAGCCUGUGGGCUUCUGGGAGGCCCUGGGGAGGAGGGACCGCAAGGCCUACGACUGCAUGCUGCAAGAUCCAGGGAAGUUCAACUUCACUCCCAGGUUGUUCCAGCUGUCCAGCUCCUCGGGGGAGUUCGUUGCCGUGGAGUACUUCUGCCCGUCCCGAGUCCCUGAGCUGGUCAACUCCCUGCCCUUCCUGCAGGAGGACCUGUACAUGGCGCCUCAGCCAGCCCUGUUCCUGGUGGACAACCUCCACGAGGCGUACCUGUGGCAGGGCUGGUGGCCUCAGGACGACGAGGCCCCCGGCUCCGCCCGCAUCCGCUGGGACUCGGACAGGAAGUGCGCCAUGGAAACUGUGCUGCAGUACUGCAGAGAGAAGAGCGAGACGAAGCCGCAGAAGUCGUACCUGAUCCACGCCGGGCUGGAGCCGCUCACCUUCACCAACAUGUUCCCCUGCUGGGAGCACCGGGAGGACGUGGCCGAGAUCACCGAGAGGGAGGCGGAGGUGUGUAACCAGAUCAUCCUGGUAGAGGACGUCCUGGCCAGGCUGUGCCAGAACAUCUACCCCCUGAACAAGCUGCUGGCGCGCCCCCUCCCUGAGGGGGUGGAUCCCCUGCACCUGGAGCUCUACCUGUCGGAUGAGGACUUUGAGGAUGUAGGGGCUUCUGGGAAGAAAGCGCUGGACAUGACGAGAGAGGAGUACGCCGGACUCCCGGGCUGGAAGCAGGUCAACGUGAAGAAGGCCAAGGGACUGUUCUGAUUGGGACUUGACUGAGUUUGGGGGGAAGACCGUCGCCGUGACGACGGUCGCCGUGAGGCGUGGAAUGGGACUGGGCGGUUGCCGGGGGGGUUGACCCGGACCGUGAGAGUGCUCUGGAACGGGCCGUCCCGUACAGGGGGGAGGAGAGCGGCUGGGACUGAACUUUAGGAUCUCUAUGGGCGUCCGCCUCUAGUAUUAAAAAAAAAAAAUUUAUAAUAAUGAUAAUAAUGCUUCAUUUGUACUUCGAAGUUUUGAGAAUCCCAAGAAGGUUUGCGUGCUCCCCCCCCCUCCCAAAAGGCACAGUGUGGCCCCCCCCCCCCCCCCUUGUUUUUAACACGCAUAGAUGAAUCCUGUACAUGCACUUACUGUACAGGUGGGUGUUUUAUCGUAUCACACAAGUGUUGUCAAAGGCAGCACCUGGCCAUGUGUCUUUAAGGUCCUUUUCUUCUUCUGUUGUGUGUGUGUGUGUGUGUGUGUGUGUGCGUGAGCGUGUGUGUUUGUGCGUUAUAAAUAAUUAAUAUUUAUGUAAACACCAUAGAAGGGGGGGGGGGUUCGGGGGGAAAGUACCCCAGUCUGAUGUAAUCACUCCGGGGGGGAUGAGGGGAAGGGGGGGGGGGGGUCGUGCCAUGUUGGUUUUUCUGACGCCUGUUUGCCCCCAGGCCUACUUUUAGCUACGCAUCCGGAAUGAUCCACGGCCCUCUCCACACCUUUUCUGGGUGCUGAGAUCAACGACAGCGUAUUUUAAAAGGCAUGGAAUUUGAAAAUAUAUAUAUAUAUAAAUAUACAUUUUAAUGUAUAGUGCCUUGCUUUUUGUGUACAGUUUAUAUACAGAAAGAUUCUAGUCUGCAUUUUGAAGACUGUUUUGUGAUAAAAAGAAAUUAGGAAAUAAAAACACAAUGUUAAAAUCC